Penicillium odoratum is the source of this 2784-nucleotide messenger RNA. RefSeq lists its product as uncharacterized. Lineage: Eukaryota; Fungi; Ascomycota; Eurotiomycetes; Eurotiales; Aspergillaceae. Bases 1 to 2784 code for a protein of 927 amino acids. The transcript has 2 exons. The record is from RefSeq and is a predicted model, not a curated record.
AUGGACUUGCAGUCUCCAUCUGUGCUGGCUCAAUUGCCCCGCCCUCUCCAUGCCUCUUCGGGCAAAACUCGCAUUGGAGAUGUCUACAGCCUCGCUGAUGCCAAAAAGCGCAAACGCUAUGAAGUUGCUGUUGCGGUCGACGGUGAAGCCAUCAACAUCUAUAAUGUCCAAACCCCCAAGCUCGUGACCUCGUACGCUGUUCCGCCGCAGUCGACAUUCUCUUGCCGCCCAUGCUCUGUUCGUCGGAAAAUUUCGCAAAAGUCGGUAGUAAAAAGACAGACAUACGCUGCCGCGAUUAAGCCAGAGCAUCAGAUCAAGUGCUUUGUGGAAGAAAUUAGCAACGGAUCAAGUGCGCCAGCAAUCUCUUCUUCAACAGCCACCAUCACCGAUUCCCGCAGUCCAACAACUUUCGUCGGUAUCGUUCCUAUCAGUGGAGAUGAUGAGAGCGAAUUCGACCCUUUCGAUGUUCUAGCAGUUCAUGAAGAUGGCCGUGUGCGCAGAUUGUCAUCCGAUUUGAAGACCCAGCGUUGGAGUAUCCAGCACAGUGAAAUUACCAAAAUAUCUUCCACCCAUGUUGUUCACACUUGCUUCUUGAUCGAUCUUGAAGAUGCGAGGAAGUCACUGUUCAAGAGACGUCAGGACUUGGCGGCACUCGCCCUGGGAGACCAAGCCGCAGAUGGAACAAAUGAGCCUUCCAUCCUGCUCGUUGUCUCGCACCCCAAGAAUGCUGAACGGUUUGCGCUGCAGGAUGUGAAUGUUCAGAUGUUCUCAGUACCUGCUAAGUCAGCAUCCCAAGAGGAAAGCCAACGUCUUCGUCACCUCCAAAACAUACAGGUACCCGGUCCGAGCGGAAUCGACAAAGUCAACAGCAAUGGCCUGCAGUGGAACUUCCACGCAGGAUCAGCAGGCCUACACCUCUCCUUUGACAAGGGUUUCAUCAACACUGACUUGUCGCAAUACGCUCCGUCGGUGACCUCACAAUUCAUUCUUGACGAUGAGAAGUUCUCUUCGGUGAUGCGCGUUUCUCCCCAAUGUGUCAUCGGUGCCAGCGAUUCCUUGGUCGCACUUUACGAUACUCAAUACCAAUCUGUGCAGCGAAGCAUUGCUGCUGGGGAGGUUUUGUCUGGAACAGGUCCCAAUGCACCCAUCGCCUUCAUCAGCUAUUUCGCGAAGCUUGGGAUUGCAGUGGCCUCGAAAGGAAACACCCUUAUCGGUUUCGACUUGACUUCUCUUCACAGCCACUCCGGACCUUCACUCAAGCGAUCCCGCGAUGGCCUUCUCAUUGAUGCCAUCGGACGCGGCAUUGGUGCAUCUGCUGCGCAGUGGGAUCUGGCGUCCAAGAAACACCGGUCUGAGAACAUGACUUCGCUUCACCUUACUUCACCCGAGCAGGCUGAGAAAUGGAAUCAGUUGACAAAAACAGUGAAUGAAGCAACUACAUCCAAAAACUCCAAUCUCUUCGAUAAAGCCGUCCAGGCUUACUUCAGCUCUCCUGAUACGCCAACGACCCUACCUUCCCGGGGCCAUUACGUUAACCCCGAAUCAACUCUUUUCCUGUUGUCUAAGAUCUUCACAGUUGAAAACUCAGUGUCUGAAGGCGAUGUUACAUCAUCUUCGUCAUCCCAGCUGCGUAUUGUGCUUUGGCCCCGUAUCACUUGUGCCUGGUUGAUUUCCUUGGGUCAUCUAUCUGCCGAUAAUGUCGAGAUUGCACUUCGACGUUCCUUGAAGCCCCGCAUCCUGCAGCCGCUGUCCACUGGAUCGUUUGUCCAGGCUCUCAUCGAUUCCGAUCCGUCAUUGAAGAAUGUCAACCAUGUCAUUAGUGGUCCAUCUGCCCUUUCUACCGAAGAAUUGGCUCACGCAUUGAAGUACUUUUUGAUUGAGGCGCGUCAACGCUCUGGUGCACUGGAGGAGACUACCCGAGCUAUCACCAACGGCGAUGUUGCCACACCCACGCAGGAGCUUACACGCCAGUUGGGAGACGAAACAGCCACUGUCAAGGCAGUCUUCAAGGGGUUGAAUACUACCCUCCAAAAGAUUCACGCCCACCCUCUUUCAUCAGUCACAAAAGCCCUUCGCUCUAACUUGUCGCGGCAAGAACUUAUCUCGAUGAUUCACCACCUUCGUCUUUCUCUCGCCACGGGUGGUUACAUGUCUCGGUUCUCCGAGAACCCUCCUACUCCCAUCACUCUUGACCAGAUCACACCCUCUCUUUCCCUUCAAACCAUCAGUGAUAUGCUCACAUCCUCGGUUGAUGCUGUCGGUCCCUCCGGCUGGAUUUCUGCUCUUCCCUCUGUCAACGACCUUGACGAUGAAACAGACUCAAACAUUGCUUCCGCCACCCGUGAGAUGGAACUCAUCUCCGAUAUGCGAUCUGAGAUCUCUGCUACCCUGGGUGGUGUGGAAGAAGCAACCUACUUGAAGGGUAUCCUUCGCGAAUACCUGCGAUUCGCCGACCAAGCAGUAACCCCGAAAUCUGCUGGUGGAAAUGCUAUUGCGAAGAUUGAGAACGAACCUACCCCUGGCCCGUCUCAUCUUGUCCGUCAUGAAAAGAUCAACGGCGCUGACCUCCUGGUGUUCGCUCGUCCAGGCGAAGGAGAGGAUGGUUAUGAUGGUGAUGCUAGUGGAAAGAUGCUGCCGCUAUCUAUGAAGCCCGCCUCAACCGAUGUGUCUCGGACCAAGAUCAAGAAGUCCACAGGUGAAAGCAAGGCCCGCAGUAAUCGUGAGAUUGGUUACAUGCGUCGCAAGGAAGUCGGCAAGUACUCCUUCGAGAGGCUUCUGGUUUAA